AGGCGGAGUGUCGGGAGCGGGCCGGAGCGGGCCAGGCCGGGCAGGCCGCCGGCGUCCAGGGGACGCGGCGGGCGGCGGGCGCGCGAGGAUGGAGCUGAACUCCCUGCUGAUCCUGCUGGAGGCGGCCGAGUAUCUGGAGCGCAGGGACCGAGAGGCCGAACACGGCUACGCGUCGGUGCUGCCCUUCGACGGCGACUUCGCCAGGAAGAAAACAAAGGCGGCUGGCCUGGUGCGCAAGGCCCCGAACAACAGGUCUUCACACAAUGAACUUGAGAAGCACAGACGAGCCAAGCUCAGGCUGUACCUGGAGCAGCUGAAGCAGCUGGUGCCGCUGGGUCCCGACAGCACACGCCACACCACGCUGAGCCUGCUGAAGCGCGCCAAGAUGCACAUUAAGAAACUGGAGGAGCAGGAUCGCCGGGCGCUGAGUAUCAAGGAGCAGCUGCAGCGUGAGCACCGCUUCUUGAAACGGCGCCUGGAACAGCUGUCUGUGCAGAGCGUGGAGCGUGUGCGUACGGAUAGCACCGGCUCCGCCAUUUCCACUGACGACUCCGAGCAAGAAGUAGACAUAGAGGGCAUGGAGUUUGGCCCAGGUGAGCUGGACAGUGUGGGCAGCAGCAGUGACGUGGACGACCACUACAGCCUGCAGAGCGGUGGCUGCAGCGAUGGCAGCUACGGGCCCCCCUGCCGGCGGCCUGGCCGCCCUGGCCUCUCGUAGG
This is a messenger RNA of Chrysochloris asiatica (Cape golden mole), 719 nucleotides long. It is a transcript of the gene MXD4, whose product is annotated as MAX dimerization protein 4. The record is from RefSeq and is a predicted model, not a curated record. Bases 89 to 718 code for a protein of 209 amino acids. The transcript has 6 exons. Gene Ontology annotation, molecular function: DNA-binding transcription factor activity, RNA polymerase II-specific; protein dimerization activity; RNA polymerase II cis-regulatory region sequence-specific DNA binding. NCBI's taxonomy places the organism in Eukaryota, Metazoa, Chordata, Mammalia, Afrosoricida, Chrysochloridae. Gene Ontology annotation, biological process: regulation of transcription by RNA polymerase II.